AUGCCUGAAAAAGUACUCGAACUAUUUGAUGAAAUGUCAAUAGCACCCGAUGAAGUAAUUAUCACAAUAUUAUUCAAUGCCUGCGCCAAACUUGCAAAUACGCAUGCAAUGAAACUUGGAAAAGACGUGCUGAAUCGAUUACCAGUUGCUUUUUUUCAACGUUGUCAAUUAGUGAAUUCAGCCAUAGACAUGUUGAUGAAGUUUGGUGAUGUAGCACAUGCGGAACAUCUCUUCCAAUUAACCAAGAAGAAAACCAUUGUAACCUAUGGAGCAAUGAUGCAAGGUUAUGUCAUGAAUGAUAUGUCCGAGAAAGCAUUAAAUUUAUUCGAAGAAGUUUCUUCCAAAUCGGACAAAGUCCUGUAUGUAAUUGUGUUUGGUGCAUGUGCUUCAUUAUCUAAUGAAAGAGCCAUUCAAUUGGGAAAGAAACUUCUUCAUCAAAUACCAACGAUGUUUCUCGACGAUAUUGUCGUAGUCAACUCAGCAAUACAUAUGUUGAUGAAGUUUGGCGAAGUAGAAGAUGCUGAGUGUCUCUUCUCAGUCAAUGCAUAUGGGCGGAAUGGAAUGGGUUCUGAAGCGAUUGAUUUAUAUCGCCAAAUGCCACAGAACAUUCGUAAUACAGUGUCACAUAUUUGUGUUUUGAAUGCAUGUUCUCAUUCGGGUCUUCUUGAUCAAGCUCGAACCAUCUUCAAAGAAAUCGGCACAAAAACAGAAUACAUCAUCGCUACAAUGAUCGAUUGUCUCAGUCGUAUGCACAUGUUUGAUGAAGCGCAGAAACUGAUCGACGACUAUGAAAAGUCAAAUUCAUCCUCUUGGAUCAUGUACACUCAUGAUCGUUCUCAUCCUCGAUCGGCUGAAAUCUAUGCUGAACUCCAUCAUUUAUCAAGUGAACUGAAAACACAUGGUCAUGAGUAUGACUCAAGCUGGAUUACUCGUCCACUUCAAGAUGGCGAAAGUGUUGAAUCGGCGUUGUGUGGUCACAAUCAUGCGACAAAGAUGAUUGCUAAGAUUCGGCAAUGUGAAAUUAUAGUACGUGAUGUGAAUCGUAUUCAUCAUUUUCACACGAAUGGACAAUGCUCUUGCAAGGACCAUUACUAG
Molecule: messenger RNA, 1095 nt
Organism: Didymodactylos carnosus
Lineage: Eukaryota; Metazoa; Rotifera; Eurotatoria; Philodinida; Philodinidae
Source: the annotation of a GenBank genome assembly